AUGGGAGGUGGAGGUGGUGGAGGAUCCUCUGGAUGCUGUGGGGGAGGUGGAGGUGGUGGAAUGGGAGGAGGAUCCUCAAAGGGCAUGAUGGGAGGUGGAGGUGGAGGAUGCUGUGGAGGAGGAUCCGGGGGUGGAAUGGGAGGAGGAUCCAGUGGCGGAUCAGGAACAAAGAUCAUCAUUGGAGGUGGAAGCAGUGGAGGAUCUGGUGGUGGAAUGGGAGGAGGAUCCUCAAAGGGCAUGAUGGGAGGAGGAGGCUCCUCUGGAUGCUGCGGCGGAGGAUCCGGCGGUGGCUGCGGGAUGGGAGGAGGGUACGGUGGGGGCAGUGGAGGAUCAGGCCAGAAGAUCAUUAUCAGCUCUGGGGGUGGAGGAGGAGGAGGAGGAGGAGGAGGCUCCUCUGGAUGCUGUGGUGGGGGAUCCAGUGGUGGCUCUUCAGGAGGGAAGAUCAUCAUGGGAGGUGGAGGAUCCUCUGGAUGCUGUGGGGGAUCCAGUGGUGGCUCCUCUGGUCAGACCAUCAUCAUCAGCUCUGGUGGAGGUGGAGGCUCCUCCCAGUCCUCCCAGCAGAAGUGCCCCAUCGUCAUCCCCAGCGUUGUGUCCCACCAGACCAAGCAGAGCUGCUACUUCCCCUCUGGCCACAAGUGA
This is a messenger RNA of Empidonax traillii (willow flycatcher), 639 nucleotides long. RefSeq names its product glycine-rich protein 5-like. The record is from RefSeq and is a predicted model, not a curated record. The transcript has a single exon. NCBI's taxonomy places the organism in Eukaryota, Metazoa, Chordata, Aves, Passeriformes, Tyrannidae. Bases 1 to 639 code for a protein of 212 amino acids.